Molecule: messenger RNA, 1496 nt
Organism: Branchiostoma floridae (Florida lancelet)
Lineage: Eukaryota; Metazoa; Chordata; Leptocardii; Amphioxiformes; Branchiostomatidae
Product: squalene synthase-like
Exons: 8
Coding region: 94-1350 (418 amino acids)
Biological process (GO): farnesyl diphosphate metabolic process; cholesterol biosynthetic process
Cellular component (GO): endoplasmic reticulum membrane
Molecular function (GO): squalene synthase [NAD(P)H] activity
Source: RefSeq, a predicted model, not a curated record
UAGGUCAGACUUAUGAAAAGCUAAGUUUAGGUGCAAGAAAGCUCCAUUUCUUGGGCUUUUCUUGCAGUUCUUAAGACAGUGACAAGAUCCAACAUGGAUCUCAUGCGUUCUAUGCUAGCGGGGCAUCCCGAAGAGAUUUAUUCGCUGCUGAAAUUCAAGCUAGGAGGGUGCGAAACAGUCCAGGCGAAAUGUCAUUACGACCAGAUGUGUCCCAGCAUGCGCACCUGUUAUCAGUACCUGAACCAGACCAGCAGGAGUUUCGCUGCCGUCACUCAAGCUCUCGAUGGUGAUCUCAGAGAUGCAGUGUGUAUAUUCUACCUUGUCCUGAGAGCACUGGACACAGUGGAGGAUGACAUGACCAUCCCCCUGGACACCAAACUGGACAUGCUGCACAGUUUCCAUACCUACCUACAGGACCCCGCCUGGAGGUUCAUGGAGAGCAACGAGAAAGACAAGAAAGUUCUGGAAGAUUUUCCAACAAUUUCUCAGGAGUUCCGUAAGCUGAAGCCCCUGUACCAAGAAGUGAUCUCUGACAUCUGCAGGCGGAUGGGGGCAGGCAUGGCAGAGUUUGUACAGAGGAGUGAUGUGGAUACACUGGCAGACUGGGAUAAGUACUGUCACUACGUUGCAGGACUGGUAGGAAUCGGACUGUCCCGGCUCUUCUCUGGGUCGGAGUUCGAGGAUGAGCUGGUUGGGGAGGAUACGGACCUGGCCAACUCCAUGGGUCUGUUCCUGCAGAAAACUAACAUCAUCAGGGACUACCUGGAGGACCAGGUGGAUGGAAGGGAGUUCUGGCCAAGACAGGUUUGGAGUAAACAUGCAAAGAAGCUGUCUGACUUCAGACAGCCCGAGAUGUCCCAGAAUGCCCUGUGGUGUUUGAAUGAGCUGGUGACAAACGCGCUGCUACAUGUUCCUGAUGUACUGAAGUACAUGUCCAGGUUACGCAACCAGAGUGUCUUCAACUUCUGCGCCAUACCUCAGGUGAUGGCCAUAGCAACCUUAGCCCGUUGCUACAACAACCCCAAGGUGUUCCGGGGUGUGGUGAAGAUCAGGAAGGGAGAGGCUGUGAAGAUGAUGAUCCAUGCAACAAGCAUGGAGAACUUCAAGGGCAUCAUGAGACCCUUCUGCGAGGAGAUUUUCAGCAAAAUGACCCUGCAGGACCCCUCGUACAGCGUUACCAUGGAGACGGUUGACACGAUCCGACAGCUGACGGAGACGAGCCACGCCCUCUCAGUCCAGCGCACCCUGACCCCGCUACACGUGUCGUGUGCGCUGGUGGUCGCAGCUAUCACAUGGCAAUACUGGACACAGAUACACUGGAUAUACGACCACUACCUGGACUGGAAAUGAUAAUAAAAUCUCUGGCAAUCUUUCAUAGCCCAUAGAAUUCAAUAUCCUGGCAUUUUCAGAAAGCAAUUCACUAGCCCCAAACCAUGAAAAAUUAGUAUGUGUACAAUCCAUUAAUUAGUGAAGUCUUUUCUUGUCUACUAUUAAAA